AUGGCACAGGAAGCCUGCUGCGUGAGAUUUGCCCCCUGUGCGACGGCUCUGGGCCGGUUCUGGUGCGAGCUUUGCCAGAAGGACUUGCAGAGCGAAGGCUGCCUCAACGAGCACCUGAAAGGCCGCAAGCACUUGAGUCGACUCAAGGGCCCUAGCCCACGAAGACAGAACGAGCCCAUCUCCAAGGAGCACUUCUUUCAGACUUUGGCAGAGGGCGGCUACCAGAACGUGAUCGUUUGCACCGGCGCAGGGGUCAGCACGGCAGCAGGCGUUCCGGACUUCCGAUCCGCAGGAGGCCUCUUCGAGCAGAUCCGUGAGACGUUCGGCGGCCGGUUCCCGGCUGCAGUGGACAGCCCAGAGUACGUGCUCUCCAGGGAGUUUGUGCAAAAGCAUCCGGAGGUUUGGGAGUCUGAGGUGUGUCCCUGGCUGCGAAGCUGGAAGCGGGAUGCUUUGCCCACCGAGUCCCAUAGGCUGUGCGCCUGGCUGCAUCGGCAGGGAUGGCUCAGGAGGGUCUACACGCAGAACGUGGAUGGACUCCACACGCAUCCCUCGCUAGAGCUUCCGCGGGAGCUCGUGGUAGAAUGCCACGGCUCGAUACGUGGCGCUGUGGUCCUUUACGGCGAUCCUAUGCCCCACCGCUUCUAUGAUGCUGCCACAGACUUUGCUGACGUGGAUCUGGUCCUGGUCAUGGGCACCAGCCUGCAGGUGGCCCCCUUCUGUGCACUGCCCAACCUGGCCGAAAAGGCUGCCACCCGAGUGCUGGUGAACCAGAACUUGGAGGAUUGUCGAUUCAACGCCUGGAGCAACCGGAGGGAGCCGAUGGCCCUGGAUUUAGGAGGAGGAAUGGCACGGAUAUGUACCACGCGCAUCGGCAGCCGCGUGGUGAAGCUGCAGCCGCUCUGGUGGGACAGGAGAGGUGGAUCGCGAUGGCACCAGCUACUGGUGGAAGGCUGCUGUGACGAGUUUGUGGACGACUUCUUCCAAUUCAUGCAAAAAAGCGAGGUUGGUAAGUGA
Effrenium voratum is the source of this 1014-nucleotide messenger RNA. The record is from the annotation of a GenBank genome assembly. Lineage: Eukaryota; Dinophyceae; Suessiales; Symbiodiniaceae.